Molecule: messenger RNA, 8032 nt
Organism: Galleria mellonella (greater wax moth)
Lineage: Eukaryota; Metazoa; Arthropoda; Insecta; Lepidoptera; Pyralidae
Gene: Wdr37
Product: WD repeat-containing protein 37
Exons: 9
Coding region: 244-1647 (467 amino acids)
Cellular component (GO): preribosome, large subunit precursor
Molecular function (GO): protein binding
Source: RefSeq, a predicted model, not a curated record
UACAUUGCUCUGUGUACUCGAAUUUGUUCUCUGAGCAAACCUUCUAUACCUGUUUUUCUAUUGAAAUAAUUUAUUAAAUUCAGUCUUAUUUUCAUUAUAUGAUGUUCAAUAAAUAAUAUUGGUUCAUAAAAAUAUACCCUUGUAUUUAUUGAAUAUUAUACAUUUAAAAGUUAAUGAUAUAAACGCAUUAAAGUUCAUAUUGUUCGUAAUGCAAUAGUUCCAUAUCUCUACUCAUCCACUAAAAUGAAAUCUAGCAAACGACGACUUCAGGCACUUACGGAAGGCUCCGAUGGCUUGCCCAAUUAUCUUAAAAUGGAAGAUUCUGAAACGUCCAUACCGCCUGUUUUUAGAUCUAGACUGCAUGAUUUAUUUUCUCAGAUAGAAAAAGAAUUUGACCUUCUUUAUACUGAGAAUUUAAAUUUGCAAGAGAAGAUAGAUAUUCUCAGUGAAAAAUUGGAAAGAGAAAGUUAUGUGGGAGAUCGUCAAAAUUUAGAUUAUAUUGAGUUUGAAACUGCAGGAAAAAAUUCCAAAGGAAAAUUGACCCAAAGCAAUUCUCAGAAAGUGAAAGCAAGCCACAAAUUGAGAGUGCAGACUAGUAAGAUAGUAUCUAGCUUCAAAGCACCCACAUAUAACUGCCAACUGGUUAGAGAAUUCACUGGACACAAAGAUGGUAUUUGGGAUGUGACAUCUGCUCGACCAGGGCAAGCUCUUAUUGGGACUGCUUCUGCUGAUCACACAGCUUGCGUAUGGAGUGUAGAAUGGGGAAAAUGCCUUCUACAGUACACAGGCCAUCAGGGGUCAGUGAACUCGAUCAGAUUCCACCCUACGCGAGACAUAGCACUUACGAGUAGUGGAGACAACACUGCUCAUGUCUGGCAGGCUGCUGUAAACUGGGAUCUGCCACGUGGUCAAUCUUCUGAAGAGGAGCUCGAAGGCGGUGGUGAAGAGAGUCUUGGAGAAGGUGGCGACCGACCUGAAGUACUGCGGACUCCACUUAAUGAGCUUGGUGGACAUCUCGGCGUAGUGGUAGCUGCCGACUGGCUCACAGGUGGAGACCACGUCAUCACCGCCUCAUGGGACAGAACAGCCAACUUGUAUGAUGUUGAAACAGGAGACUGUUUGCAGGUUCUAACAGGGCAUGACCACGAGCUCACACACGCGUCGGCUCACCACAGCUCGCGACUCGUGGUGACGGCAUCGCGGGACACCACUUUCCGUUUAUGGGACUUCCGCGAGCCCAUACAUUCCGUCUCCGUAUUCCAAGGGCACACAGAGAGUGUCACUUCGGCCGUAUUUACGCGUGAAGAUAAAGUCGUCUCCGGCUCUGAUGAUAGAUCAGUGAAGGUCUGGGAUGUGCGUAAUAUGCGUUCAGCACUAGCAACUAUCAGGUCAGAUUCUUCAGUGAACCGCGUGGGGGUAAGCAGCGGCGGCCUGAUAGCGAUCCCACACGAUAAUAGACAAGUCCGACUGUUCGACCUGCAGGGACAGAGGUUGGCGCGUCUGCCAAGAUCCAGUAGACAGGGCCAUCGGCGCAUGGUCACAUCGGUGGCAUGGGCAGAAGACACACUCUCAAGCAUAAACUUCUUCAGCUGUGGCUUCGACCGACGUAUUCUUGGCUGGUCCAUCCAACCUUCUAAGGAAAACUGAACGUGUUCACCUGGGUACAAGAUAUAUGUCGUCUUGCAGCCUCGACACUGGCAAGUUACAACUUGUGGUGAGUCUCCAUCAGCAUACUACACCGGUCUUACUGUAUCAAUGCAUGUAAAUGCGUCAACACACAGUCUUCUUAUUAAAAUUGUACAGAAAUUUAUUGUUCUAUUUGUACAACUUAUUGGAAGUCGAAACUUGCAUGUAUGACUCUUUGGUUUUAUAUUACGUCAUCAAUGUGAAAGUAAUAGACUUUAAUCAGAGACAAAAUAAGAUUAAGUUUAUUGAAGAGCACACAAGGAUAUCUGGAUUGGUUAAAUCUGAAUACAAACAAAAUUUAUAUCAAAUUUUUAGAUGUUCAAUUAACAAUUUAUCAUCAUUAGAUACUAUAAUUGUUGUAUAAUUUUUACUCAAAUAUAUAAAACUCUAAUUGGAUAUAGUGUUUUAAAAAUAUUUACAUUAACAAAUUAGGAUGUUUAUAUAAAAUCUAAUGUGAUUUAGUCACAAAAUGUCUUCAAACCUUGUGCGCUUUUUAGUGAGUUAAGAAUUGAGUACUAACACUAUGUGUGUAAUGCUCAAAUAAUAUAUAUCUCAGUAAUGAAGAACAAUCAAAAUUUCAAUGAAAAUUUCUCAAGUUGGAAGCACAAGUAGAAUUAGGAAAUGGCGUGUAAGUCAUGUAAAUGAUUAUCGAAGGAAAUGAAACUGCAUUCAAUUGAAUUAUGGAUUUAUCAUUGUUAAUAAUAAAUAUUUGAAUCUCCUUUUUGUUAUGAUUUCUUUGCUAAAUAUUUUCAGAUAUUGAAAUGACUGUUUUAACGUGUUUGCUAUAAAUAAAACUUUUUAAAGUUUUAAACGUAACAUGGUAUAUCAUAUUUUAAAUAUAGCCUUUAUCUAUUGUUUUUCAAUGCCAUGUGUAGCAUAUGUGAGCAAAUUGAAUCGAAAAAUAAUUAAGGUACAUGUAUUAAUCGUUUCUUUCCUCUAAAUAAGCAUGCAUUGUAAUACAAACUCAGCUUAUUUAUUUUCAUACCCUUCUAUUGCUGUGGUGAAUUGUUAUUUUUAAGUUUAUGCACAAAAUAUAAACUAUUGUGGAAAAAAAUAGUUUCUAUUAAUGUUGUAUAAUGUUGUUGGAAUUUAGUAGUUUAUUAGCAAGCAUUAUGUAAUUUAAGUGAACACAGAUUUACCCAUUGUCAUUGAUGAUAAAAAAAUAUUCAUCUUUGAUUAUGACUUGCUCUUAGUCUAUUUGAAUAGAACUGAAUAAAAAGGUAACUAAGUUUUUUUUUAUUAUUACUGAAAUACUUUCUAAAUUUAAUUUUUUUUAUACCACUGAGGUGGCAAACAUGCAUACGGCCCAUCUGAUGGUAAGCGGUUACCGUAGCAUAUGAACGCUUGUAAAUACCAGAGGUAUUACGCGCGCGUUACCAACCCUGAAGAAAUCUCUUUACCCCCCUUAUGAAGAACCUCAUGCUGUAGUCUCUUGGGAAAACUUCGGCAAGGAGCUCAUUCUAUAAUCUGAGUAUUCGUGGGAGAAAACAUCUCUGAAACCGCGUUGUACGCGACCAUUUAGGCUGUGGGAUAUAAGUGUGAAGGUAUUAGAAAGAAUACGAAAUAUUCAACUACUCGAUUUUUGAUUUGUGUGUCACGACUACUACAUCUACAUCUGCAGACUAUUUUAUAGUCGGUUGAAUUACUCGUUUGUUUACAUUUUUAUUAAGUUCUAUUGAAACAAACUGUACGGAGCGAGAGAUAAGGAACAUUGAAGUUCCCAAUAAGACUAUAUUUAGAACGCUAUUCGCGAUACAUAAAGCACCACAUCUGCACAAACAUAGUCAGCAUGAAGGUCUACAGUAUAAACAAAAGUUUGCCGUUUCCAUAAACAAGGUCUAAUAAAAUCAAAAGCUAAUUUUCUAGAGCCACAGUUAUGAGUUGUUAUAAUGUUAUUAUUAUAAUUAUAGUGAAGUAAAGAACAUUUUGUAAAAUCCAUCCAUCACACAAAGAAUUACAGUUUCUGAAUUGAAAUUUUAGGCAUUUCCGACAUUAUUGUGAAUUUCUGUUAUUUCAUAUAUACAUACAUAUACGGGAGUUUGUUACGGUUUUAUUAAAUUAAGUAUAUAGAUUAGUGUUUAAAUUACUUUGUUCGUCCAGUUAAGAAUUAUUAACGAUAUAUGUAAUUCGUUGCUUGUUUGUCUACGAUAGGUGUAUUUCUGACCAAAGGGAAUUGGAUUGAAUAUUAACUAUUAUAUAAGGGUUUUCUUAAUUUUAUCACAAUAUAGUGGAGUUGACUAAAGGAACAAAUAAAUAGCACAGCUAGAAAAUACAACCGUUCAGGUGUAAUAUAUUUUUUUUAAAUAUAGACAUACUAAAAGUGUUUUAGAAAUAAAUAACAAAAAGUCGUUCUUUCGGUUCAACUCCAUGUUUAGGGAAGUGUUUUUCUUUUUUUUUCUAUUUUUCUCUACUACGUCUAAUUUUGGAAUAUGUCAUAUAUGAAAUGUGUCGAUAAGUCGACCUGAGUGUCCAUUUAUUAGGCGUCCAGAGAUCAGUGGUUUAUCUAUGGGUUGGUAUGAGUUUUUUCUUAACCGACUGUGAGAAUAAUGAAGAGUAAAUUCUUUCGAGUAUGUAUUUAGAUCAGCAUUUUUGAUGCAAUUAUAAAUUACCUGAAUUUGACUAUGUUUUUUUUUUAUAUCUUAUACUAAUAUUAAUAUACAUGAUAUUUUUUAACAUAAUAAUGAUAACUGUAUGUCCUACAAAGUGUAUAUCAUCGUUUAAACUUAUCAAUAUCUAUUCGAAAAUAAGCAGUUACUGUCUCCUUUGAUAGUGCUAACGAUUCUAGAAAUAUGUUUAUAUUGCAUUGUUAUAUGUAAUAUCCGUUUUAUUUUGUAGCAUCAGAAUCAGCAUUACUUUGUCAUUAUUUGUAAAUACAAUGUCAAGCAAAAAUAGCUUCAUUUGUCAACUUAUAUACUCUAUACUUUUGAUAAGUUCUUUCGCUGCUUGUCUACUGAAUAUACUCUUAUUCCUUUUAUUCUUUUAUAUAUAUUCUUCAUUGCACUAAAACAUACAAUAAUAACAAGUAGUUAUUAACAAUGUUAGCAAAGGCGAACUUAUCUCUAAAAUAGAUUUGUUCCAGUCAACCUAACACAGUUGCAUAGGAAGUAGUGGGCAGUAGUAGUGCUAGAAACUGAAAUAUUUACAUAAAUUACAUUUUUAUGUACAAUAUAAAAUUUAUUUCAUGAAUCAACAUAUCUGUUUACAAGUAUACGAUUGUGCCUACCAAUGUAUCAACACAUACUCGGCAUAUACAGUGCGGUGCACUAAAACUAUAGAAAAUAUACUAAAACAUAAUUUAUUGGAUUUAACAAGAGGAUCCAAAAGUGUCAAUUCAAUGUAAAAUAUCUCGAGCAAAAAACUUUACACUCGUAUCUACUGCGCUACAAUAUGCAGAAAAUAAAAUCAAUAAGCUUUAAGAGAAAUCACUGCUAUUUUCUGAAGGAAUGUAUGAAUCAGUAAUAUUGAAUCGUAAUAAUAUUAAUAGAAAAAAAAAAAAAAACAACUGUAAUAAUAAAAAUGGACAACAUUUAAGGAGGUAAAAAAAGAUGGCAGUUGAAGAUCGAUAGCUAAUAUGGAAGGUUUUAGAACUUCUGGUAGUAAUAGUGGUGGUCAAUCUUCGAGUGUUGACAGUCACACACAUGCUAAUAAUGGCGGAAUUAAAAAAAAAAAAUAAUCAAAUUACUAGUGAUAUGGACUUCCGCAAGAUAACACCUAGUACUGUAAAGUACUUGAGGAGACACUAGACUUUUCAUUGCGCUGAACUUAAUACUCGACAUGACCCCAUUUCCUAUGUCAUAACACUUCUAUUUUGUAGUGAUUUCUCUAAAAUUCGAUUUUUUUUUAACUAGUCGAAUUAUUAUUACUAACCAAAGAUGAUCAGGGACACUCUAAUUAUCAUUUGUAACCUACGUAAUUGUUUGAUUUAUUUAUAUCUGGAUUUAUACCGAGUAGGAUCAGUGUUUCCAUUGAAAAUAAGAACUGUGUCGACUUCAAAUAUUGAGACGAAGGUUAGGCUAUUGAUGUAGUGACUUGAAUAUUUACAGAUAUAAAUUAGUGUCACUAAUGCCUGUAAUAUUGAAUACAUUAAUACUAAUGUUAUAUUUAUUAUUUUUAAAAACAAUAAUGAAAGUUAAAAUAUAAUGAAUAAGUGAGUAUAUUACAGUCUACAAUUUCAAUUCAUUGCAUUUUUUAUUAAAACAGUGGCGAAUAGCAUGUUAUAUAAUUUUAGGUCUAAUGUAUUUAAUAUUAUAUGUAUAUUUUAGUUGUAAAUGUUUGUUUUUAUUUAUUAUCCCAUAGAAUACAGCUCAUAUUAUUGGUGGCAGAUUGUAUCUAAAUUAUGCUAAUUUUUAAGGUUGUGCAAUUAAUAAGUUUUGAGAGUUUCUUUAUGUAUUUCGGUUUAAAUAUUUGUAAAUCUAAUAAUACAGAAAACUAAAAUUUUGUAUGUAAGACAGUAACUAAUCCACCUUACAUUUUAUUGUUUUAAAUACUGGGAUAUUACACUUCUAUCUUGUAAUUAUUAUAACGUAAUGUGUAUUACUAUAUAUUGUUAUUAUAUAAUAUUGUAUCAUAAAACACAUUGUCUAAAAAUUAAUCCACUGAUGUAUAGAUGAAAUUGAAAUAAAACUGUGAUGUCAUUCAUAAUUGUAGAUAGACCAUAGGUAUUAUACUGUAUCUAUGGUCAUAAAUAAAAAAUAAAAUCAUUACUUAUUUUUUUAUGGCUUGUAGACAAAUUAUGAUUGUGCCAAAAUUCUUAAUUUUAAUUAUCUGGUAAAUAUUUGAACAUAUUACAAUAUUAUUUGUAAUUAAAAAUUAAUAUAAUUCUUAUAUAAACAGUGGUAUUGCUUCAGAAAUUGAUUACGUAGCGAGAACAAAAAUUAGAAAAUCUAUAAAUAUUUUGUUCACCGUCUUCUUUCUCACAUCACAGGGUAUCCUAUUUUGUGGACUUAAUUGCAAUCAACGUAUUUUUAUUUUAAUUAGUUAUAUAUACUAUGUCUAUAAUACAACUAAAGACAGAAUUUUACAUUUAUUCUACAACUAAAGAUGAAAUUUAUUAUGUAAAACAUUACUGAAGGCAAUUAGAUGUCAUUUUACAAUGCUAGUUUCACAUUAUCACAAGACAUGUAUAAUCGCGAUCCCCUUGAAAAAAAAACAAGUCGAUAAUUGGCGAGAAUAACAAACAGUAAUUUCAUUAUAUUUCUGUUGUUCAGUUACACGUAAAUUUAGGGUUUUUUUUUUCAGAAGUUUUAUUAAAAAUUAAGGUCGACCGUCAGUCGUUUCAUCGUCACCAUUUUGAUUGCUAUACUGUUGAUUGAGACUCCUUUUUUCAAAGUUUCUGAACAGGAAGAUUAUCCAGUCCAAAAAUACCUAGUAUAUUUCUAUUUGUUUAUCAUAUUUUCUAUGCUUAUAUUAUUAAGUAUAUAAAAAUUAUUUUUCCACCUCAUAUACCAUAGAUAAAACAUCAAAAUAUUGUUUAAUAUAAUUUCUGUUAAUGGUACAGUGCUAUAGGUAUUAUUUUGUCACAUUUAUUUUUCUAGUCAAACUUAAUAUUUUGUUUUCAUUUAAAAUAAUUCCUUUACGAAUAAGUACCUAUUAUAAUCAGAUUCAUGGACAUUCUAUUGUAUUGUGAACACAUAAUCAUUAUUCAAUAAUAAUAUAUACUUAUGUAAGUAGUCGGUAAUCAGAAUGCAUAAUAUUGAAAUGUAAUAAUGUGCAUACGAUGUGUAAAUUAUAAACUUUGACUAAAAUAAAAGAGGUAAGGUGCAUCGCUACUUUUCGUGCAAACAAUAAUUAUAACCUGCCUAUAUAUAUAUAUAUAUAUAUAUAUAUAUAUAUAUAUAUAUAUAUAUAUAUAUAUAUAUAUAUAUAUUAUAUAUAUAUAUAUAUAUAUAUAUAUAUAUAUAUAUAUAUAUAUAUAUAUAUCUCGUUUAAUCUAUGGUUUUGACCUUGUUUAAAUGGGUGAAUAUAUAAGUCGAUGUUGCGUACAUGUUUUUUUUUAUAACAGGGGCAGGUUCAACUUAUCGCGGUUGGGAUUUUUUCAAUUCCAUUAAUAUUAGAAAAUGUUUUUCAUAUUUUAUUAAUAUUUCUAUAUAACAAUUAUUUUAAUAUGUAAUUGCCAAUUAACUGUUCAAUUAUAUAUAAAUAAAUGGUAAAUGUAUUUUGGAGACUUGUGUUUGCGUGUAAUGUCGAGUCCUUACAUUGUUUAAAAAUGUAUCUUCCUAUUUUAUUUUAAUGAAAGUUUAUAAUAAGAACUAUAAAGGUAUCGGUUGUUGAGUAUCAUAUGAGAGUGAUCUGAAUAUUUUUGUUAUGCCAAUUAUGGUACGAAAUAUAUUAUAGAUGGUGAAAUAUU